AUGGCUGUGGCAAAGAAUGUCAGGGACCUCCAGGGAGCUGUUUCCCUCAAUUUGGACCUUAGGUCAUCUCCCCAAAGUACCAAGAACCUGCAGAACAAGGACUCCGGUUUCUUGGAUGUAAACUCUUCAGAAUCCACGGAUUUGGACAAGACCAAGGGCAUAACAGGGUUCCAGACCUUGGUUCAUGUGUUGAAAGGCAACAUGGGCACAGGGAUCCUGGGACUACCCCUGGCUGUGAAGAAUGCUGGCAUCCUGAUGGGUCCGAUCAGUUUACUGGUGAUGGGCUUCAUUGCCUGCCACUGUAUGCACAUCUUGGUCAGGUGUGCCCGGCGCUUCUGUCACAGGCUCAACAAGCCCUUUAUGGACUAUGGGGAUACCGUGAUGCAUGGACUAGAAGUCAGCCCCAGCAUCUGGCUCCAAACUCACGCCCACUGGGGGAGGCAUAUAGUGAGCUUCUUCCUCAUUAUCACCCAGCUGGGCUUCUGCUGCGUGUACAUCGUGUUUCUGGCUGAGAAUUUAAAACAGGUAGUGGAAGCUGUUAACAGCACAACCAACAACUGUUAUAACAACGAGACAGUGAUCCCGAUGCCCACCAUGGAUUCGCGACUCUACAUGCUUUCCUUCCUGCCUGUCCUGGUGCUGCUGGUCUUCAUCAGGAACCUCCGGAUCCUGACCAUCUUCUCCAUGUUGGCCAACAUUAGCAUGCUGGCCAGCUUGAUUAUCAUUGCCCAGUACAUUGCCCAGGAAAUUCCAGACCCCAGCCGGCUGCCACUGGUGGCGAGUUGGAAGACCUACCCUCUCUUCUUUGGAACAGCCAUUUUUUCGUUUGAAAGCAUCGGUGUGGUCCUGCCUCUGGAAAACAAGAUGAAGGAUGCCAGCCGCUUCCCAGCCAUCCUGUCUUUGGGAUUGUCCAUCGUCACCGCCCUGUACACCAGCAUUGGAACUCUGGGAUACCUGCGUUUUGGGGAUGACAUCAAGGCCAGCAUAACCCUUAACCUGCCCAAUUGCUGGCUAUACCAGUCGGUCAAGCUCCUCUACAUCAUUGGAAUCCUGUGUACCUACGCCUUGCAGUUCUAUGUCCCUGCAGAAAUCAUCAUCCCCUUUACCGUCUCCCGGGUGUCAAAGCGCUGGUCACUGCUUGUGGACCUGUCCAUGCGCUUUGCCCUCGUCUGCCUGACAUGCAUCUUGGCCGUCCUUGUCCCCCGCCUGGACCUGGUCCUCUCCCUGGUGGGCUCCGUGAGCAGCAGUGCCCUGGCCCUCAUCAUCCCCCCGUUGCUGGAGAUCACCACCUACUAUUCAGAGGGCAUGAAUGCCCUCACCAUCGCCAAGGACGCCCUCAUCAGCAUCCUGGGCUUUGUGGGCUUUGUGGCGGGGACUUACCAGGCCCUUGAUGAACUGAUCAAGCCCGAAGACUCUCUCCCCUUUUCCAACUCCACCAUUUUUAUUCAGUGA
Messenger RNA from Marmota flaviventris (yellow-bellied marmot), 1452 nucleotides. RefSeq names its product solute carrier family 36 member 2 (gene Slc36a2). Gene Ontology annotation, cellular component: vacuolar membrane. NCBI's taxonomy places the organism in Eukaryota, Metazoa, Chordata, Mammalia, Rodentia, Sciuridae. Gene Ontology annotation, biological process: glycine transport; proline transmembrane transport; L-alanine transport. Gene Ontology annotation, molecular function: L-proline transmembrane transporter activity; L-alanine transmembrane transporter activity; glycine transmembrane transporter activity. The record is from RefSeq and is a predicted model, not a curated record.